CAUAUUUGUUUCAUUUGAACACGACGGCUUUGGGCAUCUCGCAAUCCCACUCUCACUAUGGCGACGGUCUUUCAGGUCACUAUUCACGUCCAUCCCCGUGAUGUUGCUAGAUUCUUGGAGGCGGCCGAGCCAACCAUCGAGAAGAUGAAGAGGGAGUCUGAGCUGAUGUACUUCGAGAUGUAUCAAAUUCAUGACUCUCCGGGCACGAUCACGUGGAUUGAGAAAUGGUCCGAACCUGUAGAUUGGAUCCUGAAACACCAAAUGACGAAGGAGUAUUACAACGCCUAUUUUGACGCGACAGAGCCCUUCUACGUAAAACCGCGCGAACUGAAGAUUUUGAGUUCUUUGGGACCACGGUACUCAUACCAGAAGUGAUGGGAGGCUUGGUGAAGUUAGACAUUGUUGAUGUAAGAGAAGGGGACUUGAAUAAGUUACAUAAACAGGCUGAUAAUGAAUGAAACCCUUUGUCACUUUUUCUGAUGCAUGCAAAUGAUCAAGAAAAACAAUUUCAUUCUUACCGGAAUGGAAGCUGG
Messenger RNA from Colletotrichum destructivum, 533 nucleotides. RefSeq lists its product as uncharacterized. The coding region runs from base 58 to 375 and encodes 105 amino acids. The transcript has 3 exons. The record is from RefSeq and is a predicted model, not a curated record. NCBI's taxonomy places the organism in Eukaryota, Fungi, Ascomycota, Sordariomycetes, Glomerellales, Glomerellaceae.